Molecule: messenger RNA, 663 nt
Organism: Olea europaea var. sylvestris
Lineage: Eukaryota; Viridiplantae; Streptophyta; Magnoliopsida; Lamiales; Oleaceae
Exons: 2
Coding region: 1-663 (220 amino acids)
Source: RefSeq, a predicted model, not a curated record
AUGCGCUACUUGAGGCCCGUUAUUUGUGUUGACGGUAGUCACUUGAAAGGUCCAUACAAAGGUACACUUUUGCUGGUAACCGCCCAAGAUGCCAACAAACAGAUAUAUCCCUUGGCAUGGGGGAUCGUUGAUGCUGAAACAAAUAGAUCGUGGAUGUGGUUUAUGUCCAACUUGAAAGAGCUUAUAGGCGACUCUGCUGAAUUGGUUUUUGUUUCCGACCGGAAGAAUAGCAUUUCCAAUGCCAUUGCUCGUCUAUUUCCUCAGUCCCGUCAUGGGUACUGUAUCUGGCAUCUAGAAAAGAACUUAGUCCAGCGGUACAACAUUUUGACAAAUAACAAUGCCGAAUCUUUGAACUCAAUGUUGAGACAUGCCCGUUCAUUACCGAUCACGUGCUUGGUCGAAGACAUUCGACAAACUAUGCAGAAGUGGUUUCACGAACGUCGAACCAGUGCAAUCACAUGUACUGGCAUGCUAUCGUUGAGGAUAGAGAAUGAGUUGCGGACAACAUUUGAAGUAGGUACAAGGCUUCGAGCUCAUAGCUUGACAGAACAGUUAACACAAGUUGGAAUGUCCAACGACACGGACAUCGUCGACUUCUCUGAUAACAGCUGCACUUGUCGUGAGUUUCAAAUUAAUCGUAUGCCAUACGUUCAUGCCACUUGA